CUUAUACCAUAUUUCUCUUCUCGUCCUCCCCCAUAACGCCAAGGAUCUCCUCUUCUUCUUCGUCUUCCUACUCCCUCUGCCUUCCAUUUCCAUUAACAUGGCCUCUCUUUUGCAAGCUCUUGCCCAGCAACCUGCAGCAAGCUUCACCAAACAAAAAUUUUUUCCGAUUGCUUUACAUGGGAAUCGGAUUUCGGCGCCACUGAAGAAGAUAUCGAUUAAGGAAGGCUCUGCUCAAUGUGGUCCAUUGUUUGAAACUGCAUUGCAACCGCUAUCUGUAUAUGCUUCGUUGGCUUGCAAAGCCGCUACCAUCUCUGUCCCCGAUUUGGUGGAUGAAAGAGUAGAUUUCAAUCAAAUUGCUACGGACUUACUUGAAGCGUCCCCUUUGGAAAUAAUAGACAAAGCUCUGUCAAUGUUUGGUAAUGACAUUGCUAUUGCAUUCAGUGGAGCAGAGGAUGUUGCACUGAUUGAAUAUGCCAAACUGACAGGUCGACCAUUUAGAGUGUUUAGUCUCGACACUGGAAGGCUUAAUCCUGAAACGUACCAAUUAUUUGCUGAGGUUGAGAAGCAUUAUAACAUUCAUAUUGAAUAUAUGUUUCCUGCGGCCGAGGAAGUUCAAGCCUUAGUAAGGAGUAAAGGGCUAUUUUCCUUCUAUGAAGAUGGGCAUCAGGAAUGUUGCCGGAUACGUAAGGUGAAGCCGUUGAGAAAGGCACUCAAAGGCCUCAGGGCAUGGAUAACUGGGCAACGCAAGGAUCAAUCUCCUGGCACACGAGCCAACGUUCCUGUUGUACAGGUCGACCCUUCAUUUGAAGGAUUGGAUGGGGGUGUCGGAAGUCUUAUCAAGUGGAACCCCUUGGCAAAUGUGCAAGGCAAUGAUGUGUGGAUGUUCUUGCAGACUAUGAAUGUACCAGUCAAUACCCUUCACUAUAAGGGAUAUGUCUCAAUAGGAUGUGAACCAUGCACUAGGCCAAUUCUACCAGGACAACAUGAAAGGGAAGGACGCUGGUGGUGGGAGGAUUCAAAGGCAAAAGAGUGUGGAUUGCACAAGGGAAAUAUUGAAAACAUAAAUGGAGACAACAAAAACUCUGUACAAGUUGCAAAUGGAGCUGGUGAUCUUUUCUCAAGUAAGAAUGUGCUGAGAUUGACAAGAGAAGGUAUUGAAAGACUUGCAAGCUCAGAGGAAAGGAAGGAAUCGUGGCUUGUGGUUCUAUAUGCGCCUUGGUGCCAAUUUUGUCAGGCGAUGGAAGCAUCUUACAAUGAAGUAGCAUUGGCACUUAGAGACUCCGGAGUUAAGGUAGCUAAAUUUCGUGCCGAUGGAGAACAUAAAUCCUUUUCCCAACAACAUUUGCAACUUGGGACAUUUCCAACCAUCUUGUUGUUUCCCAAGCACGGCUCCAAGGCUAUAAAAUAUCCCUCUGAAAAAAGGGAUGCGCAGUCUUUGCUUGCAUUUGUGAAGUCUCUUCAAUGAUAUCCUCUCUUACGAGCAAGUAUUUUACUGCAAUUUUCUAUUGUUUGCUUCUAAUUAGUGGAGAGUACAGCCAAAUUAUUGUAUCAUAUGCGUUCACUUGUCUCAGAGAGCUUCAGUAGUUGAUCACAGUGAUCGCUGUGCUUAUUGUACACUAGACAAUCUGAAAAUAACUGCCUUUUCAAGAUAGUGGAUGAUAAUUAUCCAUGUCACGGGUUACUGCAUACAAAAGAUUUUGCUCCAAGAAAGCAGGAAAAUUUGGGUGGUCUAGAUCAACUAGAAACAGGUCAUGUUCUAGAGAUAUAAAUCUACAAGUUGCAUUGGUAAUUUUUUGGGUACCUUUGCCUGAAGAGUGAUUGUACUUUUCCAGGCUGAUAAAAAUUCUGUAAAAUGAAAUAAAAAUGAAGAAAGGCUUUCUUCAUUGAAUUUGACGUUA
Messenger RNA from Cryptomeria japonica (Japanese cedar), 1898 nucleotides. Its product is annotated as 5'-adenylylsulfate reductase 3, chloroplastic. Bases 98 to 1465 code for a protein of 455 amino acids. Gene Ontology annotation, molecular function: phosphoadenylyl-sulfate reductase (thioredoxin) activity. The transcript is spliced from 9 exons. The record is from RefSeq and is a predicted model, not a curated record. NCBI's taxonomy places the organism in Eukaryota, Viridiplantae, Streptophyta, Pinopsida, Cupressales, Cupressaceae.